CCCCUCGUGGCCUGGGCCAGAAACACCCGGUCCCGCGCAGCGGAGGCGACGCCGCAUCCUGGCACCAAGCCGCAGCAGUGCGGAGGGGCAGAGAGAGCCCAAGGGCUGCAGGAAGCGUGGAAAGGGAGUGGCCCCACGGGGACCCGAGCUUGCUCCAGAUAUUCGCCCCGGGGGCGGAGGGGAGGGGCCCACCACGGCCUUAUUUCCGCGAGCGCCGGCACCGCCCGCUCCGAGCCCGGGUCUGUCGGGUGCCGCGCCAACUUUCCAGCGUCCAUGCAGCCCCGCCGGCAACCGCCGCCCGCUCCCCGGUCUGGGCCCGGGAACCCGCGCGCCACCGCCCCGCUGCUCGCGCUGCUACUGUUGCUAGCCCCGGUGGUGGCGCCCGCGGGGUCCAGGGGCGCAGAGGACCCUGGACAGCCUCAGGAUGCGGGAGUCCCGCGCAGGCUCUUGCAGCAGGCGGCGCGCGCGGCGCUUCACUUCUUCAACUUCCGGGCCGGCUCGCCCAGCGCGCUGCGAGUGCUGGCCGAGGUGCAGGAGGGCCGCGCGUGGAUUAAUCCAAAAGAGGGAUGUAAAGUUGACGUGGUCUUCAGCACAGAGCGCUACAAACCAGAGGAAGGUGAGGGACGUUUGGGGAAAUGUUCUGCUCAAGUGGUUUUCAAGAAUCAGAAACCCAGACCAGCCAUCAAUGUAACUUGUACACGGCUCAUCGAGAAAAAGAAAAGACAACAGGAGGAUUACCUGCUUUACAAGCAAAUGAAGCAACUGAAAAACCCCUUGGAGAUAGUCAGCAUACCUGAUAAUCAUGGACAUAUUGAUCCCUCUCUGAGACCCAUCUGGGAUUUGGCUUUCCUUGGAAGCUCUUACGUGAUGUGGGAGAUGACAACACAGGUUUCACACUACUACUUGGCACAGCUCACUAGUGUGAGGCAGUGGGUUCACCCAUGGAUGGAUGAUCAAAAACUAAUGAUGAUACAAUUGAUUUUGAUUACACUGUUCUACUUCAUGAAUUAUCAACACAGGAAAUAAUUCCCUGUCAUAUUCACUUGGUCUGGUACCCUGGCAAACCACUUAAAGUGAAGUACCACUGUCAAGAGCUACAGACACCAGAAGAAGCCUCUGGAACUGAAGAAGGAUCAGCUGUACCAACAGAGCUUAGUAAUUUCUAAAAAGAAAAAAUGAUAUUUUCCAACUUUUUAAAAAGUGACGAUACUAGCAUAAAUAAUUUUUCCAGUAAAAUAGCUAAGGUAUAGAUCUUCGAACAAUUUGGGAAAGCCUAUGAUUACAAGUAAAAACUCAAAAAUUCAAAGAUGUUGGUUUUUUGUUUGUUUCUCAGUCUGCUUUAGCUUUUAACUCCGGAAGCGCACGCACACUGAACUCUGCUCCGUGCUAAACAGUCACCAGCAGGCUCCUCAGGGUUUCAGCCCAAAAAUGUAAAACCUGGAUAAUUAGUGUAUGUUGCAACGGGAUCAGCAUUUUUUUUUAACUGCAAAAAAUGAUGGUCUCAUCUCUGAAUUUACAUUUCUCAUUCUUUUGAACAUACUAUAGCUAAUAUAUUUUAUGUUGCUAAAUUGCUUCUAGCAUAGUAAAUUAUAGAAAAAAAAUUAACUGUUUAAAAGGAACUUGAUUAUAUUUUAUGAUUUCAGGCAAGUAUUCCUUUUUAACUUGCCACCUACUUUUACAUAAAUGUUUACAUUUCUAAAUAAUGAAA
Molecule: messenger RNA, 1708 nt
Organism: Chlorocebus sabaeus (green monkey)
Lineage: Eukaryota; Metazoa; Chordata; Mammalia; Primates; Cercopithecidae
Gene: RARRES1
Product: retinoic acid receptor responder 1
Biological process (GO): negative regulation of cell population proliferation
Molecular function (GO): metalloendopeptidase inhibitor activity
Source: RefSeq, a predicted model, not a curated record